GGCAGUACCACUGGUGGUCACGUUCGCCAUCUUGCUGGUUGUUGUCACGAUGGUGCUGCUCUUGUUCUACCGGAAAUUCCGACGUCUAAAGUCUAGAACCAGAACCAGCAGUCAAAUCGACGAGAUGACCUUACCGUACCCUAGGGGAGGUCACUACCCGGGCAGACGACAGGUCCCGUCAAGUCUCCCAGCGGCCUUAACCAACCAAGCCAUUUCCGUGAAGAACAAAAUCUCCGCCUCCCUCACUAGCAACAAAAAUGGAUCCCUUUUAAAACAAAAAAACGGGGAUGCCCGGAAACAAGCAUCGGGAUUUCCCAUACCGGAUGUAGACGAAUACAACCAAAUGUCGAAUUUCGAGGAAAUUGAGUUGGACAGUCUAUCGUCAGCUGAUUAUCCCGACGCUGACGUAUACAACCUGCAGGAAUCCAGGUUCUACGACUACGGGUACGGGAGUUCGAAUCUGACCAGCUUCGAGAAACGUUUCCAUAAGUACGUCAGAGAAUCGUCCAAUAAGAGCACAGCAUCGCUGCAGAGUUCUGGAAACUCGGCUCCAAUUUUACCCCACACGCCGCUAGACGGCGCUGGGAGUAGCAUUGAACAUCAUCAAACAUCGGCGCCAAGCUUGCAGCAGUAUAAAGAUUCCACAAAACUUCCCCCAGUCAAACCCAAGCGAACGUUUGACUACAUGAACUCGCACCUCCAUCGCGGGUUUGAGAACAGGGGAUACGCCCACGAUUACGACGGGGUCGAUCACGUGACCGAAGAUCGUUGGAGCAACACUCAGGAGGAGCAGGACAGCGACAGCGUGAGUGAGCUCAACUCGCCGGCCCACGAUCGAAUCCACGACAGCGCCACCGAGUCGGAGGGCACGCAGGAGACGGUCUCCGCCGGCUCGUCCUCCGCGUCAGAGAAGCGGCCGAGGAUCUUGAAGUGCGUCAGCUUUGACGAGAGUCAGCUCAAGGCGACCAACGCGAGGCUGAGGGUCAACGACCAGACGCCCAGACGUAAGGUCAGCACCGUGUCCGUGCCGUCGUCCGAGCAUCUGGAAGUCCCAGACAGCGGCUUCAAGAAACCAAGAUCCAUGUACGAAACGGUAGACAACUUAGCCGCAGUCAGCGAAGAUUCGCCUCCAACUACUCAGUUCUUCAUAGGCAACUCGUCUGACACGAGUGCUAUCAAUGAAGAUGUUAAAUCAUCUUCGCUGACAAGAAAAAAGACGCCGAAUACUGAACCAGAAAGCGCUUUAAACGAACCUAAAACUUCUAACCAAAAACUAGAUUUCGAUGCUUCGAGAAAAUCGGAAGAAAAACAUGUCAUGCAAGAUGGCCCCGAGGUUAAGGUUAAAUCUGAUUUCGUGACCCCGAUUAUUAGCGUCGCCGCGAAGAAAAUUCUAGAAGGACGUAACAGUCGCAAACUGAAACAGCAGAACAGCUGCGAGGGGGCGGGCGACGAGGGUGUGAGUCGGUACCUGGCAUCAGGGGACAUAAGCAAGUACACGGAGUACAUCCGGGACAGGACAUCGUCUGCCCCUGCAUCUGCUCUCGUGUCGCCUGCGCCGCCAAACAAAACGGUGCAGAUUUUAAACGUACAAAACAUCCCAAAGAUCAUUCUAACCAAGGAAGACUCCUCCGCUAAAGAUGACGCUAAUAAACCGCAGGAACAAAUCGCUCUUGCUCCGUCUCGCACAAGGCGAAUAGCCAGGGCCAACAACCCGUUUCUGAUUGAAGUAGACCGAUCGGCCUCGGCUUCUGAGAAGGUACGUCGCGCUAGUGCUCCCAGCAUGCCGCUGGGUUCAAAGGCCAACGAUGGCGGGACUAGGGAGGAUAUGAUGACAAGAUCCGCUUCCGGUGAAUUCUUAAGUGCCGGUUUGGGAGGCCGGAGUCACGCGUCACCUCACACGGCGAGGUCAUGGUCGGCUGAGUUCUACGACUUGAUGGCGAAAUCCCGCGCGAACGACCCUUUGAACGACAAAUUCUUUAAGCAAAUGAUAGACGAGCGAUACGAGACGCUGUUCGGCAGGAAGUACCCUGAGAUCUCCUCCCUCAGCCGCUCCCCAGCCAUGUCCCCUAGGGUGGUCAAACGCCGAGCCGCCGAAAGGAAAGUCGCCUCGCUCGACAGGGAUUUGAACCCUCACAAGCUCAUGAUGAUGUUAAACAAAGAGUCAGAGAUCGACGCACAGCUGACCGGAAACCGGUGGUCUUCGCGGAGAUUUUACCGUGAAGAUGCACCACAAGACACGUACACGAGCGGUUUGAAGAACAAUCCGAAAAAAUUCAGUAAUUUGAACGUUGCUCAAAGACCGGUCUUAAUGCCGGGUACUGACGGCUGUGAAGACGACAGCGGUCGAUCAGAAGAGAAUGGUCCAGCCAGUCACAAAGAUAACAUUCUAGAAAACUCUAUAACCGGAAGUAAGAUGAAACCACCGAGAAAUACCUCACUAAGCGAAGUGACCGAGCUAAGGACAGGAGAUUCCAUUACCCGAAUGGACCAAGAUGAUGGCAGCGGUAAAGAAGAUGGCGGACAUCAGGUGACUUCCGGCAAAUCUUCAGUUGACAUGCGCACAAAAAACCCACAGUCCAGUACCAGAAGACCAGUGUCAGACAGUAUGAUCUUCUUUCAGGACAACACUCUUAACUUCCAAACUGAUCGUGAUCCACCGUCUAAGUAUUAUAGGUCGGAUGAUCCACCGUCUAAAUAUUAUAGGUCUCAUGAUCCACCAUCAAGAUUCUACACACCUGAUGAUCCACCUUCUGAGCGCUAUAUGCUUGAUGAUCCACAGGCUAAACACUAUAGGCCUGAUGAUCAAUCGGCUAAGCUCAAUAAACCUAUCACCGAACAAACCCCUCUAGAAAACAAACCACGCGGGCUAGAAAGACAACGGGACAUCGACUCCGACACAGAAACAAACCCAGACGAGACAAGCGAUACAGAAACUACCACCAGACCACAUGAAACGUACAGUGUAGGUUGGGAACACCAAGACCAAUCACCGUCAAAAACACAAGUGAAACCUUACAGAAGGAACAGGAGAAUCUUCUCAUCAGAAGACGGGGUGAACGUUACAGACGAGAUACAUCAAAACACUACAACAUCAAAGGAAGAAGAGCUGAUACAACCGCACCAUGAUGUGACACUAAUACAACAGCACCGUGAUGUGACACUAAUACAACAGCACCGUGACGUCACAGAAUUCUGUGACCACGACGACUCGAACUCGGAAGCCUCUGGUCAAGACGAUGCGCAUGCGUUAGGGAGUAGCGAGGCUGACUCCAGUGACUCCUCCACUGACUCUGAGGAUGAUUCGGGUGACGCCUCGAGCUACACCAUCAACAUGGAGGACACGGCAGAGGACGACAACAUCACAUUGGGAGGGCUGUACACACACCAGUCUUCUAAUGUGUAGAUGGGGGUACUCGUACACAGUGUUGUACACACACCAGUCUUCUAAUGUGUAGUUGUGUGUACUCGUACACAGAGCUGUACACAAACCAGUCUUCUAAUGUGUAGGUGUGUGUAGUCGUACACUGUGUUUUACAGACACCAGUCUUCUAAUGUGUAGGUGUGUGUACUCGUACACUGUGUUGUACACACAUCAGUCUUCUAAUGUGUAGGUGUGUGUACAUGUGUACUUACUCUAUACGCAUGUACACAUUUACACGCAUCAGUCAUCCAAUGUGUAGUUGUGUGUAUUCGUACACAGAUCUGUACACAAUCUUGUAUACAGUGUUGUACACAGUGCUGUACACACACCAGUCUACCAAUGUGUAGGUGUGUACUCGUACACAGUCUUGUACACAGUGUUGUACACGCACCAGUCUUCCAAUGUGUAGAUGUGUGUACUCGUACACAGUAUUGUACACAGUCUUGUACACAGUGUUGUAAACGAACCAGUCUUCCAAAGUGUAGUUGUGUGUACAUGUGUACUCACUGCACACUAAUGUACAUACGAACACGCACCAGUCUUCCGAUGUGUAAAUGUGUGUACUCACUGUACUGUCCUUUCAACGAGUAGAUGUGUAUCUUUGUGUACUCACUGCAGAGUCCCGCACAAGUUUGCUAUUUUUAGAACUGUUGAAAGAUUUCGUGAGUAAAGUAACAGACCUGUUCAUUCCAGGGUACCAAAGACUCUUGGUUUAACCAUACCACGCCGCAGGUUUACGAUCACCCUUUGAUUUUAGCCUAGGCUUAACUUUUUGGAAUACGUAAAGAAUGGCGCGUAAACUGUAUUGGUACUUUUCUUUAUUAUCAUUGAAAUAUAAAUCUAUAAAUAGACGAUUUUUUAUUGGUUGGUCAUUACCCUGUUCCGUGAAAGCUUUUGACUUUAUUUUGUACAAAUUUUACUUUCUUAUAAAAAUAUUUUCAAUUUAUAAAUGUUUCAAUUUUUCAAUACGUUGUUUUAAUGACACCAGCUAUUUAAAAAAAAAAUAAUUUUAGCUUAAGUUCGUUGUCCCAUAGAAUACUGUUCACAUUGUUAGUGUUCUUCAAGACUAAGGUGAAAUGGAGGCGUCCAUUCACAACAUGACACGCUAA
Messenger RNA from Physella acuta, 4530 nucleotides. RefSeq names its product dentin sialophosphoprotein. Lineage: Eukaryota; Metazoa; Mollusca; Gastropoda; Physidae. The record is from RefSeq and is a predicted model, not a curated record.